Molecule: messenger RNA, 393 nt
Organism: Clavispora lusitaniae ATCC 42720
Lineage: Eukaryota; Fungi; Ascomycota; Pichiomycetes; Serinales; Metschnikowiaceae
Product: RidA family protein
Cellular component (GO): cytosol
Molecular function (GO): deaminase activity
Source: RefSeq, a predicted model, not a curated record
AUGCAACAAGUUCCAUGGGAAGAAGUAUACGGCACAUCCAGCUUCCUUUCAGCGUCCUAUAAGCUGAAUGGACACGUGUUCACAUCCGGGUGCAUUGGCACAGACCCUACUACAGGCGAACUUCCAGAGUCAGUGGAGGCGCAAACAAUCAACGUGGUGAAGAAUGUGGAGGCUGUUUUGAAGGCCUCGGGCUCGAACCUCAACCGUGUCUUGAAAGUGUUAUUGUUUGUUUCCAGUGACGCUGACACCUCCAUUGUCAACAAGAUCUACACCGAAAACUUUGUUAACAAGCCUGCUCGGUCGUGUGUAAUUGUCAGUUUUCCCAACCCAAAGAUUAAGGUCGAGUUGGAAUGCGUUGCCGAGUACGAGGACUUGAACAGACCCAAGGUCUAG